AUGCUAAAGGUUGUUACAGUUGAUCAUGUAAACAUUGCAAAAGAGGAUUCAAAUUUAAAGUUAUGGCAUUAUCGCUAUGGUCAUUUGGGAAUGGACAAUGUAAAUAAGUUGAUGAAAGGUGAAAUGGUUCAAGGAAUGGACUGUGUGAUGGACGGUGAAAGUGAUUCAGUUUGUGAAGGAUGUAUAAUGGGUAAACAACAUCGAACAAAGUAUCCAAGUGGAGUGGCGAAGCGUGCAACAGAACCUUUCGAGUUGGUUCAUAGUGAUGUCAGUUAAUUCCAUUGGUCCGAUGUCAGUUAAUUCCAUUGGUGGUUCUAGAUAUUUUGUCACAUUUAUUGACGAUUACACGAGAUACACUUAUGUUUACUUUAUCAAGCAUAAAGAUGAAGUGUUGGCAAAAUUUAAAGAAUUUGUUAACUUGGCAACAAACCUCACUGGUAAGAGUGUUAAAACGUUACGUACGGACAAUGGUGGCGAGUAUUGUUCAAAGGAAUUUGAAUCAUUCCUUAAAGAGAAAGGAAUUGUACAUCAGUUAACUGUUCCCUACAAUCCAGCACAGAACGGUGUGUCGGAACGAAUGAAUCGCACUCUAGUAGAAUCGGCAAGGUCUAUGAUGUCACAUGGGAAGACGCCAGUUGAAUUCUGGGCUGAAGCCAUCAAUACUGCAGUAUAUCUGAGAAAUCGUAGUCCAACUACAUCCCUUAAAGAAAUAACACCUUAUGAAUGUUUGUUUAAACAAAAGCCAGAUGUUUCCAACCUUAGAGUUUUUGGCUGUGAGGCGUUCGCUCACAUCCCACAAAAGCAACGCAAGAAAUUUGAUGAAAAGUCUCGGAAAGCUGUAUUCAUUGGCUAUCCUGAAGGGACAAAGGGUUAUAAACUUUAUGAUCCAUCAACUCGAAAGUUUAUCCGCAGUAGAGAUAUUGUAUUCGUGGAAGGGAAAUUUCAUGAUUUCAAAGACGGUUGUUCAGGGAAAACGUGCACCGAUUUUUAUAUCCCAGUAGAUGAUGAUAUUCCUCAAGUAGAAAUUCAAGAUGUACCAGCUGUUGUUAUUGAAGGUGAUCAUAAUGAAUUAGUUGAUGAAGAGAAUGAACGGGAAGAAGUUCAUGUUCAACCAGUGGGAGCAACAUGAGGAGAACUUUAUGAGAGAGACUGGAAAUCUAGGUGAUAAGAGACAGCGUAAAGCUCCUUCUAGAUUUGAUGACGAAUGUUAUGUUGCAGUUAAUCUUACAGCUGAUAUAAAUGAACCUGUACAUAUUCAAGAAGCAUGGACAGGAGAUCAUUCUGUUGAGUGGAAAGAAGCAACAGAUUCUGAGUACGAAUCACUCAUGAAGAAUGAUACUUGGGAACUUGUACCACCUCCUAAAGGAAAGAACAUUGUUGGAAGUCGUUGGGUGUUUAAAGUUAAACAUACGGCAGACGGUUCGGUUGAAAGAUUUAAGGCUCGAUUAGUCGCGCAGGGAUAUUCGCAAUCUCAAGGAAUUGACUAUCAAGAAAUCUUUUCACCUGUGGUGCGUUAUACUUCAAUUAGAUCCUUAUUAGCUGUGGCAAAUAUUUGUGAUUAAUUGGGAGAUUAGCCAAAUGGAUGUCAAGACAGCUUUCCUACAAGGUGAACUAGACGAAGUAAUUUUUAUGAAGCAACCCGAAGGUUACGUAGAUCAAGAAAGGCCUGAUCAUGUGUGCAAGCUAAAUAGAAGUAUUUAUGGCCUAAAACAAGCUGCACGAUGUUGGAAUUCUGCUAUUGACACUUUCCUGAUAUCAAAUGGGUACACAAAGUCGAAUGCAGAUCCAUGUAUAUACAUCAAGUCCAUCAAGCGCAAGAAUGGAAAGAUUGACUUUGUUAUACUAGCUCUGUACGUUGAUGAACACAGAAAUGCUGAAGAAAGAGAAAGAAGCACUAGCUAAAAGAUUCCAAGUAGAAGAUAUGGGAGAAGUAAAUUAUGUUCUUGGUAUGUCUGUGAAGCGAAAUCGUGAAGCAAGGACACUAAUUACUAUUAACCAGCCAAAGUACUUGGAAGGAGUACUGAAGAGAUUUGGAAUGCAGGAGUGUAAAGCGCUGUUUCAACGCCAUUGGAACCAGGGAGGAAAUUUGAAUCAUUAUCAGAGAAUGAUACACCAAUUGAUGUUCGAGAGUAUCAGAUGGCAAUAG
This is a messenger RNA of Paramuricea clavata, 2146 nucleotides long. Lineage: Eukaryota; Metazoa; Cnidaria; Anthozoa; Malacalcyonacea; Plexauridae. The record is from the annotation of a GenBank genome assembly.